Molecule: messenger RNA, 2010 nt
Organism: Capsicum annuum
Lineage: Eukaryota; Viridiplantae; Streptophyta; Magnoliopsida; Solanales; Solanaceae
Exons: 11
Coding region: 1-2010 (669 amino acids)
Source: RefSeq, a predicted model, not a curated record
AUGGUUGAGUUAGAGCAAGGAAAUUCGGAUGAAAUUCAUGUUUACGAGGGAACCAUUCUGAAGUUUACUAUUUCAGAGUUUGCUUUAAUAUCUGAACUUAAAUGUACUGGGAACAUUGAGGAACACCUGUAUACUCAUUCAUCUAAGUCCGUAUUAAAGGCGAAGUACUUUCCAAGUUCAAAACAUACUGUCAAAAAGUUACGUGAUACUACUAUUAGCCGAUCGGACUUUGUGAUGGUGGAGGAUAGCAGGUAUGAACAAUUUCCAUGGGGAAAGGCUUCUUUUCAAAAGCUGAUUGCAACAUGGAAACAAGAGUUUUUUGUUCAAAAACAGCUAUACUCUAUUGGGGGAAUGCCUCAUGUGUUGAAUGUUUGGAUGUAUGAAUGUUGUUCUGAGGUAGACAGUACUACAGCUGAGCGUGUCGGUAAUGUAAUUCCUAGAAUUUUUAACUGGAAGUUUGUGUACACUAAUUUACGGUCAACUCAUGAAGAAGUACAAAGGCUUGAUUUGCCAACAAUCGACGGGGUUGAAUUAAAUAAUGAUGAAUCUGCCUUAUCACAUGAUACUUAUCCAGAUCGUAGUGAUAAAAGACACGCUGUCGACAUACAUACUCAAUCAGACAUGGACCAUCAAGGUUUUGAAGAUUUCAGUACUAUUCCACCACCUGAAAUCCUAAUGAAGGCAGGUCUGAGUACUCAUGCAUCCACAUCGCAACCUACGAAGAAAAGGAGGACAGUCCGAUUUGAUACUACAACUGUUCCUAUGCAAGAUAGCGAGAAAACUCCACCAUCUGUUUCAGAAAAAAGUAUGCCAAUAUAUCAAUCACGGACUUCUGAUUCAGAGCAUCUUGAUGCACCAAUGCUAACUCCAUCAUCAUCCGACAAGUCAGGUCAUCAGGACAGUUUUGACCAAAAGUGGAAUGAGUUGAAGUUCUUCUUACAGUCUUAUGUUGAUCAAAAAUUCACCUUCCUUCACAAAGCAAUGGUUAAACAAGAUGAAGAAUCAAAUGACAAAGGAAAUAAACAACACGCAAAACUUAUGUGCAUGCCGAAACACAUCAAACACGCCUAUGAGAAGGAUCAACAAGUUCAAGAUAUGAAAUGUUUACAAAAAGAAGAUGUUCCAUCAAAAGAACAGGAUGAUGAACUUGGAGGGUUUACACCUGGGGGUGUUCCAUCAAUAGACAAUUUCGAAGAGAUGAAUAUCGUCACUAGUUCGAAAGAUAAAGGAAAAAAGCAACAGGAUCAACAAGUUCAAGAUGUGGAAUAUUUACAAAAGGAAGAUGUUCCAUCAAAAGAACAGGAUGAUGAACUUGGAGGGUUUACAACUGGGGGAGUUCCAUCAGUAGACAAUUCCAAAGACAUGGAUAUCGUCACUAGUUCGAAAGAUAAAGGAAAAAAGGAUUUUGAAGGAUUUAGUUCGGAUGUUGGAACUUUCACAUUAAAUGCGCAUGUCGAAGAAAUGGUGAAUCAGGAAAUGGAGGAUAUUAAAACUGCCACAUUGAAUGCUCUUGUCGAUGCAGUUGUAAAUCAGAAUUCGGAUUACUCUAAUGUACAAAAUCCUGAGAAUAUCCAUAAAGAUCAUUCGAUCGAUGCUAUAAUGCAAGGUUUGAUAGCACCGAUAGAUGAUAUUCCGCUUGAAGUUGCUAAAUCGGUGGAUGAAACAAUUAACUUGCAUUCCCUAUUUGAUAGCCAGAUUCCAUCAAAUUAUCCUGAUUCAGUUGUUGCGGCUCAUCUAGCUGUAAAAAUUCCUGCUAAACGAACCAGGACAAGGUCAAGAAUUUUCAAGUCACCAUAUACAACUGACUUUGCAUCUGGUUCAAAGGUCCUUGAGGAUGAAAGCACAGAAUUCAAACAGACAUUUGCAUUUGAAGGUUAUGGAAUAUAUGACGAUAUGCCAAGUUCUAUCAUUGAACAAAAAAUGAAUAAUGAACACUACAAAGCAAAAGCAUCUUCCCUUGAAGUUCAGCAAUAUGAUUUUGUUGUUGCUCAUGCUCAUUCUAAAAAUUGA